Astyanax mexicanus (Mexican tetra) is the source of this 1264-nucleotide messenger RNA. It is a transcript of the gene hadh, whose product is annotated as hydroxyacyl-CoA dehydrogenase. Gene Ontology annotation, biological process: fatty acid beta-oxidation. Lineage: Eukaryota; Metazoa; Chordata; Actinopteri; Characiformes; Acestrorhamphidae. Gene Ontology annotation, molecular function: NAD+ binding; (3S)-3-hydroxyacyl-CoA dehydrogenase (NAD+) activity. Gene Ontology annotation, cellular component: mitochondrion. The coding region runs from base 84 to 1013 and encodes 309 amino acids. The record is from RefSeq and is a predicted model, not a curated record. The transcript has 8 exons.
UGAGCUCCUGAGCACAGUGACCUUCCUUCCUCCUGCUGCAGAGAGCCAGCAGUCCUGCAGGAUCCACAGCUCCACACAGAGCCAUGGCCUUCUUCACCCACCAGAUCAGCAGAUCCCUCUGCUCCUCUGCGGCCAGAAACGCAGCUAUUAAACACAUCACUGUAAUCGGAGGAGGAUUAAUGGGUGCAGGAAUCGCGCAGGUUGCUGCAACAACAGGGCAUUCAGUAGUGCUGGUGGACAUGUCUGAAGACAUCCUGAAAAAGUCUGCCAAGAGCAUUGAGGGCAGCCUGAAGAGAGUGGUGAAGAAGAAGUUUGCAGACAAACCUGAGGCUGGAGAAGAGUUUCUUCAGAAGGCGAUGAAGAACAUCUCGACAAGUACAGACGCUGCUGCAGUGGUGCAGAAAACUGACUUGGUGGUGGAGGCCAUUGUGGAGAAUCUCAAAGUUAAACAGGAUCUCUUUUCUACACUGGAUAAAGUGGCUCCAGAACACACCAUUUUUGCCAGCAACACAUCCUCCCUGCCUAUUGCAGACAUUGCCAGUUCCACAGCCCGGUUAGAUCGAUUUGGGGGUCUCCACUUCUUCAACCCUGUUCCCAUGAUGAAGCUAGUUGAGGUAAUCAAAGCACCAGGAACAAGCCAACAAACGUUUGAUGCUCUCAUUGAUUUCAGCAAAGCCUUAGGAAAACAUCCUGUAUCAUGCAAAGACACUCCAGGCUUUAUUGUAAACCGGCUGCUUGUGCCUUACCUGAUGGAGGCUGUCCGACUGCAUGAGCGAGGUCAUGGUUCAAAAGAGGACAUUGAUGUAGCCAUGAAGCUUGGUGCUGGAUAUCCUUUGGGGCCAUUCGAGCUUCUGGACUAUGUUGGUUUGGACACAUCAAAGUUCAUCAUCGAUGGGUGGUAUGAAACGGAACCUGAAAACCCACUGUUUUCACCAAGCCCACUGCUCAAUAAACUGGUGGCCGAGGGAAAGCUGGGCAAGAAGACAGGAGAAGGCUUCUACAAGUACAAGUAAUCAGAACCUGAUCUGAGAUGAUGUAGAGAGAAUCAGAGAGAGUGUGGAGCAGAGGAAAAGGACUGAUUGAUCAUUAAUCUACAGUUGAGCAACUAUAAACAGUCAAGAGAAAUGUUGGUGCCUUGCUGUAAAGAUUUGUAAGAUAAUGUUUCAUCAUGAACUCUGGCCUUCAUGAUUAGUUUAUAUGUUUAACGUCACGCUGAACCAAGCUGUGGGUGAAAUAAUAAUAAAAAAAAAAGCUUUACAAAUAA